Dimorphilus gyrociliatus is the source of this 1603-nucleotide messenger RNA. The record is from the annotation of a GenBank genome assembly. NCBI's taxonomy places the organism in Eukaryota, Metazoa, Annelida, Polychaeta, Dinophilidae.
AUAUAAGCGCCAUCUAGUUGUCGGAUACAUAGCAACCAUAGUUGUAUAGCAUUUGGUAACUCCUCGACCAGAAAAGAUGCCUCCUAAGAAAAAGGGUGGAAAGAAGAAGGGGAAGAAGAAGUCGGCUAAGAAGACUCCAGCCGUUAUUGAUGGUAUUUCAACAGAAGAAAUGACUAAAGAACAACUAGAGGAGCUGGUUACUAGAUUAAAGGAAGAGGUGGAUAGAGAAAGAGAAGAACGAAACUAUUUCCAAUUAGAAAGAGAUAAGGUAAAUACAUUUUGGGAAAUUACAAAGAGACAAUUGGAGGAAAAAAGAGCUGAAUUACGUAAUAAGGAUAGAGAAAUGGAAGAUGCUGAAGAGCAGCAUCAAAUUGAAAUAAAAGUAUACAAACAAAAAGUAAAACACUUGCUAUACGAACAUCAAAACAAUGUGGCUGAACUAAAAGCUGAAAGCAAAGUAGCUCUGAAACUGGCUCAGGAUGAUCAUCGUAAAGAAGAAUUUGACUUGAGAAAAUUGAAGAGAGACUUAAAAGUUGAAAUAAAAGAACAGCAGCUAUCUCACGAGAACUUAAUGAAAAAUUUAAAAAUGAAGAAUGAUGAACAAGUUACAAAUUUACGUCAAGCAUAUGAACAACAAGUUAAAGAUAUUGAAGCCAAAUACGAAAAGAAAAUGAGAAUGUUGAGAGAAGAGCUAGAUUUGAGAAGAAAAACUGAAAUUCACGAGAUUGAAGAGAGGAAGAAUGCUCAAAUUAAUACUUUGAUGAAGAAUCAUGAAAAGGCGUUUAGUGAUAUUAAAAACUACUAUAAUGAUAUCACUUUGAACAAUCUUGCCUUGAUUAAUACCCUUAAAGAACAAGUAGAAGAAAUGAAGAAGAAAGAAGAGAGAAUGGAGAAACAGAUGAAUGAAAUAAAUGCCGAAAACAAACGGUUAACAGAACCUUUGAGGGAGGCCAGAGUUGAAUUGGAGGAGCUAAGAAGGCAGUUAGCUAAUUAUGAAAAAGAUAAGCUUUCUCUUGCUUCGGCUAAAGCCAGACUAAAAGUUCUGAAACAAGAACAUAAAGAGUUAGAAUUAGAAAAGGAAAUCCUUGAACAAAGAUUUGGUAAAAUUCAAGCCGAGAGAGAUGAACUAUAUCAGAAGUUCAUCAAAGCUAUUCAUGAAGUUCAACAGAAGAGUAAUCUCAAGAAUAUACUAUUAGAAAAGAAGUUGAAUGCUUUAGCCGACACAUUAGAGAAAAAGGAAGCACAACUGAACGAAGUAUUAUCUGCGUCAAAUUUAGAUCCUACAGCUCUCAGCGUUGUUACGCGUAAGCUUGAGGAUGUUCUUGAUUCCAAGAAUUCUGCCAUUAAAGAUCUGCAAUACGAAUUGGCAAGAGUCUGUAAAGCCCAUAAUGAUUUGUUGAGAACGUAUGAAUCAAAGUUAUCUCAGUUUGGCAUACCUGUUGACGAACUGGGUUUUAAACCUUUGGAAAGUGCUGUAGCUGGACAACAAAUUGGUUAUGGACCUGCCGGACUCGUCUCCACAAACACAUAGAAUAAUCUCGUUUUGUAUUUUCUUUAAUAAACUUUAUUUAAAAUAAAAAAAAUUUACAAGAAUUCUUUAAAA